Messenger RNA from Synchiropus splendidus (mandarinfish), 1662 nucleotides. RefSeq names its product protein rapunzel-like. The transcript is spliced from 3 exons. NCBI's taxonomy places the organism in Eukaryota, Metazoa, Chordata, Actinopteri, Syngnathiformes, Callionymidae. The record is from RefSeq and is a predicted model, not a curated record. Bases 158 to 1336 code for a protein of 392 amino acids.
UUUCUCUCUCUAUCUAUCUCUCUUUCCUUUGCAGAUGUUCUUUGCGCAUCUCUUCUCUGAAUCAUCAUCAUCCACAGUGGCAACCGAAAGAAAAGGAAAUAACUUGGAGACAACUUGACGGGGACCAACAGCACGCUUGACUUCUGCAGCUGAAAGAAUGAGCUCUCUUGAAAGGAUUGUGGCUCAGAAGAAGGAGGCCAUUGAAGCAGCGAUGGACAUGUUCGAGAGGGGGGCCGAGGUGCUGGCUAGUGCUGUUGGUGAGCUCUUUCCCGUCUGCGAGGCUGCUGCGCCGGUUCUCCGUCUGGUCUUGGACAACGUCCAGAGUAAAGAGGUCUUCUACAUCAAAGAGCAGUUCCUGACGGUGAGGAACAAGCUGGACGUCCUCUCCAGCCAGCUUGAGGACAUCGACUGCGAGAUCAAGAAGGGCAGACUAGAUUCUGAUUAUUUUCUGGUUGAGGAAAACAUUAGAAACCAAUUCAGGAAAUAUAUGGACAUUAUUGAGGCGAAGCAGCAGUUCCGGGAGGUGAAGACUCGUCUUUUUCUGGAGCAUUUUGCUAAAACUGGAGGCGAGAAGAACCUGUUCGUGCUGUAUGAUGCUGUGAUGGGGAACAACAGCUUUAGCGAGCCCCUCUUGGAGUUGGUUGAAAGGUGCACUGCCAGAAAUCGCCGUCUCCUGGAAGACUUUUGCGUCCGCAUGAAGGAACUCCUUUGUCUGGGUCUGAUCGCUCUGCUGGGUUACUGCGCUCUGAAUAACAGUCCAGACGAGGAGGAGGACAAGAUCCAGGAGUGGAGCAGCAAGAUCGAAGAUGUGGAAUCAAGGAUGAAGUCCACCAUCGCGUCAUGCAUCGCCGCUUUCCCAGAUCAAGCCAAGACCGACUGCCAGCUCCUCCUUCAGGGUAAAGAAGAGGAGAGCCUUCAGGAGGUGACCAAGCAGCUUCUGGAGUUCCUAGUAAAGAAGUACGACUGGGUCAGCUGGUCGGUGCGGCUCAUCAACCACUCGGGGAGCACCUACAGGAACUGGAGGGCCGGCGAGCACUUCCACCACGUGGCUGGUCAGAACUGGUUUGAGGUUCUGCAGGUGAAUAACAUCAACCUGGUGGUGUCAUACAGUACCAGCCCAAAGCCGGUGCCACGAGACUCCAUCCAGCAGGUGAUGGAGACUCUGGGGAAGAAAAAGGCUCCUGGAGUGGUGGAGGUGCUGGAGGAGCAGCUCUGUGGCUUUGUGGUCCACGCCGUCAGUCGCCACAAAGAAUCGGCUGCGGAGUGGAACUUCCCUGCAGACUGCCACUACUGGGAGAGACACAAGAACGUGAUGCUGUGUGUGCACUCUGAGUAGAACUAUGGAGGAAGAGUGUAGUAUUUAUUAUGGUCCUCACAUCCCAGUACUCACUUAUUCAUUCUGAAUUACCAACUACUCUUCACACUUUCAGAACAAGAUGCCCCUGCAGAAUUAUUUAGAUAAAGUAAUGCCCCACGUUGUGCCUCCAAAUGUGCAAUUACACACUUAACACUUAAAAUAGUUGAGUCUAAACAUUGUAAAAUAAAUACUAACACCUUUCCUACCUCAAUUUCUGUUCAUAUAAGCCUUGAGUAAAAUGUGUCGUGAUCUAUAGAAUUUUUACUGCAUAUUUGUCAAAGUGUCAAAUAAACCUGCUACACCAU